Messenger RNA from Prorocentrum cordatum, 3444 nucleotides. NCBI's taxonomy places the organism in Eukaryota, Dinophyceae, Prorocentrales, Prorocentraceae. The record is from the annotation of a GenBank genome assembly.
AUGGUGUCCAACUAUGCGCAUUUCUGCAGCAACUUGCGGCACAUGCACUGGUACGUGGUCUGCGCGCCCACUCUGCUCGGGGGCAUCGCGGCGAUCCUCACCUUCCGCUGGAACCUGCAGGCUCGCAGGGCUAUGCCGAUGAGCGCGCUGCUCCGCUCGCAGACCGUCUUCUUGCUCCUCGGCUGCGGCCUGUCCGGCGGCUUCCAGACGCUGAGGCCUCUGAGCCAGGGAGGGUGCGGCGUCGACGACAAGUAUCUGGUCUUUGGUGCGGUGCCGAUGCUGGCUGGAGCCAGGUUUCCCACGAUUCCGGAGUGGUCGUUCAGGUUCGCGAGUAGCCUCGAGGCCUACCUGACGGGCAUCACCGUGCUCAGUCUGCUGCUGGUGGAGCCCCGCUUGCGGCAGGCGUUCAACCCGCUUUGGGAGAAGCGCGUGAGGAGCACUUGGAUGGAAGUUGUGCUGUCCUGGUCCGCGGGCGUCUUCUUCACCGUGGGGUAUCCCCUCUGGAAUCUGUGGUUCCUCGCGAGUCUGCCUCCCGUGGACCAGGAGGAGUCCGAAGGUCCCUCGGUUAGGUUUGCGAACUACGAGGACAAGGAUUGGUCGUACUUCUUUUGGACCCUGGGGGAUAUCGCGGGCUUCCUAUUUGGUCUGGUUCUGGCCCUUCUCGCGCGCAGGAGGGAGCGCGACAUGCUGGCCUACCUCACGCCUCCGGGCAGAAAGCCCAAAAGCACUGAGCUCGUGGGGGCCCGCGUCGAAGUGGGCACGCCGCCGCUUCCAGAAUCUUCGUCAACGGAGGCGAGCGAGCGCUCGAGCUCCUGCUUCUGGUCCUGGUGUUUUUGCAGCUGCAGGCGGCGCACGCCGCUGUUCCCGGUGUUCGCCGCGGCGAGGAAUCCAGUGUUCAUUGCCUUCAUCGGUCUGCGCACGUUCAGGCUCUUCGGUGCCCUUUACGUGGUCGACGUCACGACCGCGGAGUACCUGAACGGCUUUGCGGCGCAGCUCAUCUGCUGCAUCGCGAUGUUCCGCUACGCCGACGCGGCGAGGCCGCUGCGCGAUCCCGUCCUCUGGCUCAGCAUGCAGCAGCAGGAUGCAGAGCAGCAAGAUGCACAGACAGAGGUGAACCCUGCAUCGGCCAGCGAUUCAUGCCUGGUUGCGCUGCUUCGUGACACGUGGCUCCAUCGCAUCUGGUCGUGCUUGACCUCGCUGCUCGUAGAUUCGAUGCGAAUGGUGGUGUUAUUUCCGGUGCUGACACUCCUGCCAAGCAUCCAUAUGGAUGUGCAGGUUUUUAGGCAGCUCCUCCAGAGGAUGGGCUUGAAAGAUAUUACGUCUGACAAGACGCUUUUGAUCGAACUCUUAUCCCUUGUGCCAAAGAAGGAGAUCGAGAAGGGCAGGAGAGCAUGGUCGGACUGGCAGCUGAUGCUCUCGCACAAGGAGACGAGCCUGGCGCACGGGGGGCGGAUGGACACGACGAGGUGCGACGUCGACGUGGAGAGGCCCGAGAAGGUGCCCUGCCCGGAGGGCCUGCCUCCAGGAAUCAGCGGCGUCCUGUCGCUGCUGACCGCCAUUUUCAGGCUGCUGACCGGCUGGCUCGGCCUGGCCAUCGCCAUGUUUGGCAACAACGUACUGUGGAAUCGCAAGUUCUCGCGCGUGUGGUACGCGCUGGUGUGCGUAGGGAGUGGGCUGUACCUUUUCGUCGGGCCGAUUGACAUCCUGCUGGCGAUCGACACGGUCGGCCUCCCGGAUGCCACGGUUAUAUGGCCUCAACCUUCGUGGAUUGAGAUGUUCUCUUAUCUUGGCCUGUUCUAUUGGCUCUUCGAGAGUGCGGCCCGCGUGCUGUUCUCGCCCUGUGGCGCGCGGAACAGUGCCACAUACCGGAUAGAAACCAUGGCACGGCUCUAUUGCAGGGAGUUGCUGAAGGGCCACGAGUCCAGCGGGAGAUCUUCGUGGGCAGCCGACGAGUAUUACGAGGAGACGAUCGUGCCCACGUUGCCAGAGCAGUCAGAAUUGGUUCUCAAGAUCACGAGGAACAAGAGGCUGAAGUCCGGCAGGCUCGAAGAGGUCACCAGGAUGGUGACGGGAGAGGAGCUCCACGGGAAGUAUUCGGACCACGGCGUGGAGCUCCGGCCGGGGCAGAUCCACGACGUCAAUUUCAGCGGGGACAGCCGCCCUUGCCUCGUCCGCGAGGUGUUCGCGGACGGCACCUGCACGCUGGUCACCGAGGCUGGGAAAAUGCUGCACGGGGUCCUGGCGAAGCAGCUGACCCCGUCCAAGGUGACAGACCGCGCGAUUGACAAGAGCAGCUUCUCGGCCGUGCUGCGGCGUGCCGCGGGGCACCUCGGCUCCGCGGUUGACAGGGCGAGGUUCGAGGUGGACAAGCAGACGCACAAGGUGAGGCAGUCGGUGCACUCCAAGCUGAGAAAGGGGCCCCCCGCCGCGGAGAGCCAGCCCGAGGGCGGGGGCUGGGCAGGGGUGCCGCGGGAGGGAGCCCAGGACGAGCUGCCCCGGCCGGGGCCUUCUUCGGCCAGCUCUCGGGGAAUUUUCGAUGCUGGCGAGGAGAUGGAUCUGGACGAGGAAAGCAAGAGGUGCCUAGAGAAGUGCAGGGCAGGCAACAACUACCAGCGCAGCGUGGACUGGAGCAACGUCCGGAGGAGGAAGCUCCGGGAGCUCUUCAGCACCAGCGUGGGCUACCCCGUCCUGGUGCUCGCGGCCAUCUAUGGCUCCGCCCUGUGCGUCGUCAUGACGUCGCUGUCCAUGGCGAUGAAGACGACGCAGCUGUCCAGGGCGGUCGAAGUGAAUCGCCUCAAGGCGGUAGGGGCGCUCCGCAUCACGACGGGUGGCCUCCUCUGCGACAGCGACGAGGCCGCCUGGGCGCAGACGUGGAGGGGGGGCUCCUACGAGAGGUGCGUCUCGCUGAACGGCGACCCGGCCAUGUGCAUGACGUAUGGGCCGCUGCUCUUCGACGCGCACGAUCACGACCUGAACAGCGAGCUCGACGACACUGAAGUCCUGGAGCUGGUCCACAUGGUUCACGACGUCCUCCUCGUCCGAGUUGCGGAGGACCGGUCCGCCGUCGCCCUGCUGGAGAACGAGAUUCUGGACAUUGCGGUUCAGGUCAAGUCCAGCAGGGUGUCAGCAGCGGCCGCCUGGAACGGCAGCGCAAACGGCACCGCAAACAGCACCGUCGAGUCGAUCGAGUGUGCGGACGACGACGCGGCAGCCGUAGCCGGUGCCGCGGCGGCGGGGUUCAACGUCUCGGGUUGUCAAGAUUUGGUCACCGUGUGCGAAGACGAGGCAGUUGGAACCGAUGUCCAUCGCAUGUGCCCAGAGACCUGCGGCGCCUGCGGCAGCAAUGGCACCGAAAGCAGCAGCCUGGAGCUUGGCUGCGUGGACAACAACGAUGCGUUCAGGGUUGCGAUGGCUGCCCAAGGCUACGACAUCUCGGAGACGUGA